AUGGGGGGUGCCCUGAGGGAACAGACGGGAGAGGAUGUUCCCAGCCCACCGGAGAAGGGGGUACAAACUGGAGGGGUUUCCUUGGCCCUGCCGCUGGAGUCCGGACGCCCCCUCUGCAAAAAGCUUGCCAAGCCCAUUGUGACAGCCAGCAAAACCCAGGUGCCCGAGAACGGGACCCUCACCCUCACGUGUAACACUUCCCCCAGCGCUGACACCGUGCUCUGGCUCCAGAACAGGUCGUACAUCACACCCAACAAGCGGCUGGGGCUUCCCAACAACCGGACCCUCACGGUGCAGAAUUUCAGCUGGGGCGACACCGGGACCUACCAGUGCAAGAUCGGGAACCCUGUCAGCACAGAACGCAGUGAGUCCAGCACCGUGCCUGUGAGUAACUAUGGGCCUGAAUCCACCAGGAUAGACCCUCCAGGACGCAUCACCCUGACUCUUGGGUCCCCUCUGACCCUGACAUGUGUCGCCGACUCUGUCCCAGCCCUGAGCUAUUCCUGGUUUCUCAACGGCAACAAAUUACCCCAGACCGGGAGCAGCUUGACCUUUGACCUGACAACGUUAAAUCUGGGCACAUACGAGUGCCAGGCUGACAACCCCGUCACUGGCCUCACGGCUAACGCAGAGAUCAAGGUGCUGGAAAUGCUGCCCAGGCACAAGGUGACGCCUGCCCAAACCCAGGUGCUGGAGAACAGGCCCUUCACCCUCAUGUGUAACAGCUCCCCCAGCGCCAACACCGAGCGCCUGCUCCACAGCUCUCACUGGGGGAUUGAAUCUCAGAGGGAGAGGGAGGAGCUGCCCCACAUGCGGCCCCGUGGCUGA
This is a messenger RNA of Gopherus flavomarginatus (Mexican gopher tortoise), 828 nucleotides long. Its product is annotated as carcinoembryonic antigen-related cell adhesion molecule 1-like. NCBI's taxonomy places the organism in Eukaryota, Metazoa, Chordata, Testudines, Testudinidae. The record is from RefSeq and is a predicted model, not a curated record.